This is a messenger RNA of Talaromyces stipitatus ATCC 10500, 1311 nucleotides long. RefSeq names its product oxidoreductase, short chain dehydrogenase/reductase family. Bases 1 to 1311 code for a protein of 436 amino acids. The transcript is spliced from 2 exons. The record is from RefSeq and is a predicted model, not a curated record. Gene Ontology annotation, molecular function: oxidoreductase activity. Lineage: Eukaryota; Fungi; Ascomycota; Eurotiomycetes; Eurotiales; Trichocomaceae.
AUGCCUAUCCCAUUAAUAUCCCACGGAAUAACAGAGGGACUCUCUGCCAUUCCCCAUGCAUACACAGCCAUCAAAUGGGCCGCCGUGGUGGCCGUGGUGGCCUUGCUAAAGUACUACUUUGGCGGAGCCCGCAACACCUCCGAGCGAUUGAUGCAUUCAAAAGUCGUGAUGAUUACAGGCGGCACAUCAGGCAUCGGCUCCUCAAUCGUACACGACCUCGCCUCACGCGGCGCCCAAAUCAUCCUCCUCACCCAACACGCACCGUCCGAUCUGUUUCUAGUAGACUACAUCGAAGACCUCCGCCAAACCACAAACAACCAACUCAUCUACGCCGAACAAGUAGAUUUGCGAUCUCUUCACUCCGUCCGCAAAUUCGCAACGAAAUGGGUCGACAACGCUCCGCCGCGAAGAUUGGAUAUGAUUAUUCUAUGCGCCAACACUCUAAAACCGAGUCGGUUCGGAGCACCGAAAUUAACGGGCGAUGGGUUGGAUGAGGAGUGGCAGGUUAAUUAUUUGGCUAAUUUUCAUUUAUUGAGUAUCCUGAGUCCGGCUAUCAGAGCGCAGCCGCCGGAUAGGGAUGUGAGGAUUAUAUUUGCUUCGUGUUCGAGUUAUAUUGGCGCUACGAUUGAUCUGAAGAGGUCUGAGGGUGUUAUCACCACAACUAAUACUAAAAGUACGACAACGACACACGCAAAAUCGAAAGCAGGAGCGAAGAAGAAACCAAAACAAAAACAAAACGCAGCAAGUAUGUACGGCAUAACCAAACUCGCUCUAAUGAUAUUCGCAAAAUCAUUCCAGAAACAUCUUUCAUCCUACAAACGUCCCGACGAUCGACCCAUGAACGCGCGAGUCCUCAUCGUUGAUCCGGGAUAUACUCGCACACCGGGCACACGUCGCUGGAUCACAGGCGGAAGUCUAUGGGGUUUAUUACUCUAUCUCCUUACCUGGCCUGUAUGGUGGCUAAUACUCAAAGCGCCCGAACAAGGCGCUCAGAGUUUUCUUUAUGCUGCUAUGGAAGCUCGAUACGGACGCGGUGGAGAGAAUGGUAGUAAUGGCGGGUGGUAUAUAAAGGAGUGUCGAGAGAUGGAGACUCUGAGGAAAGAAGUGGAUGAUGAGGAGGUUGCGAAACAGCUGUGGGAGUUUAGUGAGGAGCAGAUUCAGGUUAAGGAGAAGGAGUCUGCGAAGAGGAGGGCGUUGGAGAAGGCGAAGGAGGAGGAAGAGAAGAAAGGCGGUUCGACGGCGACGUCGACUGCUACGAAUAGUGGUAACAAUAAAGCCCGUGCGGCUGGAACGAAAAAAAGCCGGAAAUGA